Messenger RNA from Salvelinus sp. IW2-2015, 827 nucleotides. RefSeq names its product caveolae-associated protein 2. The record is from RefSeq and is a predicted model, not a curated record. Gene Ontology annotation, molecular function: protein kinase C binding. NCBI's taxonomy places the organism in Eukaryota, Metazoa, Chordata, Actinopteri, Salmoniformes, Salmonidae. Gene Ontology annotation, cellular component: cytoplasm; caveola.
GUGGACAGUCUGAAGAGGGCCUUCUCCAAAGCGAAUAUAGAGAAGAAGAUGAACAAGAUUGUGUCACAGGAGAAACGAGAGAAGAUGAAGAAGAGCCUGACACCCAACCACCCAAAGAGCUCCUCCUUCAAAGUGUCCCCUCUCACGUUCAACAUCAAGAAGAAUCGUAAGUCUGAGGGCCAACCUGAAGCUGAAGCAGAGGCCUCAUCCCAGACCGGGGUUUCGCCUACUGCCGUGGCCUCCAUCGAGAUCUCCCCGCUGGCCAACCCUGAUGAGGAGGUCCUCUUCACCGAGGUGCACUCCCAACUGGCUCCAGGGCUGGAGGAGUCCAAGGAUGAGGCUUUGGAGAUGGAAGAGGUGGCUGUCAGUGAAGUUCCAGAAUCUGACGAAAUUCCAGAAUCCAACGGUUUUUCUGAUUCCAAACCGUUCCUAGAAUCACACGUUCCUGAGGCGGAUGUGGAUCUGUCGGUUAUGACAGAGGGAGGGAGCGAGGAGUACGCUCUCUCUGCCACRCUCCCGCAUGAUGCCUUCCACUCUAUCUCGCCCUUCCAUGAGGAAGACAGGGAGGAAAAGGUGCAGAGGGAGAAAGAGUAGGAGAAGGAAGGAGAGAAGGAAGUGUAGAAAGAGGUGGAGGAGAAGGAAGAGGAGUAAGAGAAGGAGGAGAGACUUGUGGAAUAGGAGCCCAGCUGUCAAAGUCCCCUAAAACACACACACACAAAAUAAAUACACAUAUACCUAUUCCCUAACAUACUUCCCCACUCCCACUCCCACACUCUGUCCAUCAUCCUCUAAAAAACUCAGACCCUCUGUUCAAAAACACACACCCA